Molecule: messenger RNA, 1876 nt
Organism: Odocoileus virginianus texanus
Lineage: Eukaryota; Metazoa; Chordata; Mammalia; Artiodactyla; Cervidae
Source: RefSeq, a predicted model, not a curated record
GCGGCUGCGGUCACGUGAGCACGGUUUGCUCUGGGCUCUGGCAGCGGCUUCCUCGUGGAGCUGCACUCGCUGUCAUCUCUCGGUCUCCCGCGGGCUCGAUGGAGGAAGAGGAGGAGGAAGCGAGGGCGCUGCUGCCAGGCGGCUCGGACGAGGCGGGCAGAGACACCCGGGCUACCCCUGCUGCCUCCGGGGCGCUGCAGGCCCUCUGCGACCCCAGUCGCCUAGCGCAUCGGCUUGUGGUUCUGUUGCUGAUGUGCUUCCUCGGCUUCGGCAGCUACUUUUGCUAUGAUAAUCCUGCUGCCCUUCAGAUUCAAGUUAAACGGGAUAUGCAGGUGAAUACCACGAAAUUCAUGCUGCUGUAUGCCUGGUAUUCUUGGCCCAAUGUAGUUUUGUGUUUCUUCGGUGGCUUUUUGAUAGACCGAGUAUUUGGAAUACGAUGGGGCACCAUUAUUUUUAGUUGCUUUGUUUGCAUUGGGCAGGUUGUUUUUGCCCUGGGUGGAAUAUUUAAUGCUUUUUGGCUGAUGGAAUUGGGAAGGUUUGUGUUUGGGGAAUAAUGUGUAGGUCCUUUUGAAUCCUGUUGAAAAGACUCUAAUGAGCAGAUUACUAAAAGACCAGUACCUCUCAGUGAAUUUCAGUGUCUGUUCUGUAAGCUCAUUCUCAAUUCAGCCUUGGGCUUCCUGCCUGGAGGGAUGCAGACAACCUAACUUACGCUUUUUACAGGUACCAGGGACUGGUAGCCAUAGGUGACACAUCCCCAAAAGUGCUCUAAGUGAGGGAGAAGGGAAAAACGGUUUAUUAAAAUGUGAAAGGAACUCAGAGGUAGAUGUGUGAUCAGAAAUGGGCAUCCAUAUAGGAUUUGGAUUCAUAGAAGAGGGGAAAUAUAUUUAGAUGAGGACAGUGGUGAGGAGGACUCAGUGUUUGAAUGCAGAGAAGAGGAAUCUCUUACCUUAAGGUCAAUAUUUAGAACCUGCAGAAGGAAAAUUAAAAUCUGGAAAGUAGGAGAAUGUCACAUAUGGAAGAUACUGGCCUAAAAAGUGUGAAUCUGUGUGUUUUCACAAAGUGUGGACCACUCUUCCCGGAUGAGCAUUUUAUACAGUGUAGAUGAUGAUGUGGUAGCUCAAACUCCUUUGAUUGCCAGGCAGGGUUGUCAUCGCAGCAUAUUAAAUUACCUGUACUAAGCAGUGUAAAACUAUGAACGCAGGUUUGUGUGCCUGAUGCCCAGUGAGGUGCAGUGAAAUGUAGGCGUUUAGAGCGGAGGAGGGUAUACUGCAGGGCUGUGCAAGGAGACGAGGUGGCUCAUGCCCUAAAAAGCUUCAUGCUCCUGGAAGGGUUUUGGCAAAGCAUUUUGAAAGACAGACGAGGCGGGGCUGUCUCAGGGUACCUGGUCAGCUCGAGUACAAUUCUGUUACUGGCUGAUGAUGGGUGGUGGUGACGGGAGGCAGUAGGGUGGUGUCACGGGUUAGCUGUGUCAGUCCUUCGGCUCCCGGACUGAGGCUCCUGGGCUGUGUGCUCAUGGUCAUCGAGUACUUCCUUUUGGUGGGAGCAGUUUUCCCGUCUGCUACACAGCUCAGGAAGUUCGUACCAAAUACUAUUAUCUUGUCCUUCAGAGAGGAGCUCCUGCACAGGAUACGGGCGAAGGCCUGUCCCAGGAAGGCCCCAUAGGUCCUGCUCGGUUACGAAACAGCCCUUACGGGGUGGACUUCGUGGCUAGAAAUUUGGACUGCGCACAGUCUGGACGGUGUGUCUGCACCUGAUGUCUGGAGCCUGGCCUGGGAUGCCCCGAGGACUGGCUCUGGUGACUGGAGCACCUGCAUGUGGCCCUCUGUGUGGCUUGGCUUUCUCGUAGUGUGGGGGACUCAGGGCAGCUGGACGUCUU